Molecule: messenger RNA, 1512 nt
Organism: Fonsecaea multimorphosa CBS 102226
Lineage: Eukaryota; Fungi; Ascomycota; Eurotiomycetes; Chaetothyriales; Herpotrichiellaceae
Exons: 1
Coding region: 1-1512 (503 amino acids)
Biological process (GO): tRNA methylation; wybutosine biosynthetic process
Cellular component (GO): cytoplasm
Molecular function (GO): tRNA methyltransferase activity; S-adenosylmethionine-dependent methyltransferase activity
Source: RefSeq, a predicted model, not a curated record
AUGCCGACAGAAACGACACGACCACAGGGUCAUUAUUCGCCGCAAGACGGCCGACCCAAGUUGCCCAAGAAGGAGAAGGCUCCGAACAAUCCUCUGGUCAGAGGCAUUGUCGAGUUCUGCAAAGCACUGCAGGCUCGGCGCGAUGACACUGCAGACAGCGGCACCAAUGGCUCGACUUUGAUCUCUGCCGCGAAUGAUGGCGAGCAAGAUGGAGGACCAUCAUCGGCACUCGCAACUCUGCAGGUGGCUACCACGGACAUGCCAAAGCGGUAUACACUCUACCCGCCGCUGCUCCUCCUUCCACCGAAUUUCGCGAUGCAGAAUCCGCGGUGGACGGCAUUCUAUCAUGCGCUUGGUGAGAGAGACAGGAUGGAGCUGUUCCGAUACGUCGCUGAAGAGGGUUUUAAGGGCAUGGGUGUCUCGCGGGUUGCGAUCAAUGCGCCUAUUGCGGCCGAGGUUGAUAAUGGAGGACGCGGCGCCGAUGGUGUCGAUGAUAUGGACAGGUCCGUGGACACCACGGUGCAGACUACUACUACGCCCAAGGAACAGAACGUCCUUCGCUGUCCGUCAGGUCUGGUCCCCGUGUACGGCGACUGGGGCCCCGUGCCCGAUGACCCACACCAUCGAGGCAGGCUGAUACUGCACCCCACGGCCAAGGACUUCGACGAGGCUUUCUGGAUAUCCACGUCGCAACACCAAGGGAUCGUGCAGUGCUGGGCGCCAUUGUACACAAUGUUCAGUCGGGGAAAUAUCUCCGAGAAGGCCCGGAUCCUGGGCCUGCAGUCGCAUUUCCCCGGCCUCGGCCAGCCUGAGUUGUUGCACCACCAACAGAUUGGCGAGCUCGAUGUGGUCGAUUUCUACGUCGGCAUCGGAUACUUUGCAUCCUGCUAUCUCUCGAGAGGGGCGCGGCGCGUCUACGGCUGGGAUAUCAAUCCGUGGAGCAUCGAGGGGUUGAGGAGGGGAUGCGAGAAAAAUGGAUGGAGGUGCUUGGUAGUCAGAGUCGGCGAGACGGGGUGUCUGCAAGGGCAGCUAAGUAUCAGGGAUUUGGUGGAGGAGAUUGAAAGGGGCGAUCACGCGGGCGAACAGGAAGCUGUCGUCAGAUGCGUGGCCUUCCUGGGAGACAACAAGUGGGCGUGGAAGGUCCUCGAGGAGAUGCAACGCGAAUAUGGAAGGAUUGAAAUGGACGAGGGAAGGAUAAGGCUACGAUUGAAUGUCAGGCAUGCGAAUCUUGGACUUCUCCCUUCUUCGAGAGCUAGUUGGCAGGGUGCCGUCAAAGUGGUAGCGGGCUUGAGCGACGGGGGGACAGGUGGAUGGUUGCAUGUCCACGAGAACGUCGAUGCCCGGCAGAUCGAUGUGAUGGGAGGAGAAAUUGUGAGAGAACUUGAUGGACUGACACGGCGAGAAGCUCGAUAUCCUUACGCAGCCUCUUGUGCACAUGUUGAGCAAGUCAAGACGUAUGCGCCGGGCGUUAUGCAUUGUGUAUUUGAUAUCGAGAUCAAACCCAAUGGUUGA